ACUUAAACCAAAGAAAAACCAAGGAGAAAGGGAACAAAUUUGGUUUCAACAAUCAAAGCCAACUUGCUAUUUUAAUAAAACACCACAUCUGUAUAUCAUUACAGCAACCUUUUUCCUAAAAGGAGAGGGUUAAACAAAGAGAAAUUUGUCUCUUGGCAUGAAUUUCAUGUCGUGGAACUAAUUUGGUCCAUAUUCAACCUUCCCAUGCGUCCUAAACAUCGAGCUGAGUAGCAAAAUAUGGGGGAGCAUUCACAGGAAAAGAAAUUGGGUUGUGGGAUAUUGAAUGCUGUUUUUCGGAAGCGUAAUAAAAGGUCUGCUACGGUAGAUUCAUUGACAGUCAAAAACAACGAAGUUAUAAGCACAAGCUCGAAUACAAAGAAGGGGCCAAGUGGUUCCGAUGAGCCUUCCUUUCUUGACUCUUCGGUGAAUGGACCAGAAGCAAUUCCAAAACCAUGCACGAAACAGCCUCCAAAUCAUAUUAAGCCCGCUGCGGUAUAUCAACAAAACCAGCUCCCGAAACCUCUUGAAGAAGAAACCAAAAUAAAACAUAACCAAGCGUCUAUGAACCCAGGUAGAAAGCUGCCUAAAGAAAGUAUUAGUAUAUCCGGUGAGCUUGAAAGCAUGAUUGUGGAUCAUCAAAAAACAAAAGGAAACAACAACCUAAUACGAGCCUCGUCCAGCAACAUGAUGCUUCACGGUAGUUUAGGCAACUUGAGACAACCUGGUGGAGGAAGAGGAGGAGGAGGAAACAUGACUUCGUAUAACGUUCCCAAGACUGAAACAGAGCACUCGACGCCGAACGGGAAAUAUCCCAACGGUGUGAAAGGACAUGUGGUGAAGAAACAUGACGAGGAGAAGCGUGCAGAACGACAGCCAGCUUCUCUAUGCAGAGCUCUUUCUACGAGAAUGGACCCUGAAACAUUGAAGAUCAUGGGCAACGAAGAUUAUAAGAAUGGGAAUUUUGCGGAAGCAUUGGCUUUGUAUGAAGCAGCCAUCGCCAUUGAUCCAAACAAGGCUUCCUACCGAAGCAAUAAAAGUGCAGCCUUAACAGCUUUAGGCAGGAUUCUAGAGGCAGUUUUUGAGUGCAGAGAAGCCAUUCGAAUCGAACCUCAUUAUCACAGAGCUCACCAUCGUCUAGCAAACUUAAAUCUCAGGUUAGGAGAGGUGGAGAAGGCAAUAUAUCAUUACAACCAAGUAGGCCCUGAGGCUGACCCUAAUGACAUUACUAACGCUAAAACACUUCAGUCACAUUUAAACAAAUGUACCGAAGCUAAGAUACAACGAGACUGGAAAAACCUGAUAAAAGAAACAGAUUCAACCAUUAAUGGUGGUGCUGAUUCAGCUCCCCAGAUAUAUGCAUUGAAAGCCGAGGCCAUGCUAAAGCUUCACAGACACCAAGAGGCCGAUGAAGUUUUAUUGAAAGGUCCAAAUUUUAAUGUUGAUGACAGCACUAAAUACUUUGGCCCUAUUGCUAACGCGAAUUUGCUUGUUGUUCGAGCUCAGGUGGACAUCGCUGCCGGCAGAUUUGAGGAUUCCUUGGCGACGCUUCAGCGAGCUGCUAGGCUUGACUCUAAUAACAGAGAAGCAAACACUGUAAUGAGGAAAGCUAAAGCACUGGCAGAUGCUCGAUCAAAUGGCAAUGAGCAUUUCAAGGCCUCUAGGUUCUCAGAGGCAUGUGUUGCAUAUGGCGAGGGGCUUGAUCAUGACCCGCACAAUUCUGUCUUGUUGUGCAACCGAGCAGCUUGCCUCUCCAAGCUUGGCCGCUACGAUAACGCAGUAGAGGACUGCACCCGUGCCCUUAAUGUGCGUCCUGGUUACAGCAAAGCUAGACUAAGAAGAGCCGACUGUAAUUCCAAGUUGGGGAAAUGGGAAGCUUCAAUACAAGACUACGAGUUCUUGCAAAAAGAAACGCCUGACAACGAGGAGAUUCAACGGGGCUUGUCCGAGGCCCGGAUGCAACUCAAGAAACAACAUGUGUGAAGUUGUGGAAGACAAGAAAGAGUAUGUACGAAGGAGCUUUGACCAAGACGAAAGAUGAAUCCUAGACGAGGACAAACAAUAUGAAAGCUCACAGGCAGGGACAAAUUGAUUAAAAGACAGAGCAGCAAAGAAACAAAUUAAGAAGAGAAAGGGUCUCGUUUUAUAUAGGGUGCUGGCAGCAAAUGUGAAGUUAAGAGCUCGAAAAGGAUUAUGUAGGAUAAGAGAAGGGUUGCUUUGUUAUUGGAGGAAUUUUGGGGAGGGAAAAUUUGAUAGUGUUUGUAUAUUUUGUGAAGCUAAUUUAGCAUUCUAGUCUCAGACUUCCCUAGUUAGUCGCUCAAUCUUUAUAUUUUCCAAGAUAUAAUGGAAAUGGAGUUGAGCAUUGAACGGCAUUAUGUCGGCCAAUAAAUGUCAGAAUAUUUGAGUAGGGCAAGCCAUGUAGAUUCAAACAACAUCGUAAAAUUUUUUUCUCAUUCAACAAAUGCCGUUCCGUGCCCAUCCGUGCCCCCACAAAUAAUUUUUUUUGCCAUCUCAAGGCAUUAUUUUG
This is a messenger RNA of Gossypium arboreum, 2524 nucleotides long. Its product is annotated as inactive TPR repeat-containing thioredoxin TTL3-like. Gene Ontology annotation, cellular component: cytoplasm. The record is from RefSeq and is a predicted model, not a curated record. Gene Ontology annotation, molecular function: protein binding. The transcript has 4 exons. Lineage: Eukaryota; Viridiplantae; Streptophyta; Magnoliopsida; Malvales; Malvaceae. The coding region runs from base 238 to 1980 and encodes 580 amino acids.